Molecule: messenger RNA, 3888 nt
Organism: Notothenia coriiceps (black rockcod)
Lineage: Eukaryota; Metazoa; Chordata; Actinopteri; Perciformes; Nototheniidae
Gene: ttyh3a
Product: tweety family member 3a
Exons: 15
Coding region: 370-2148 (592 amino acids)
Cellular component (GO): plasma membrane
Molecular function (GO): intracellularly calcium-gated chloride channel activity; volume-sensitive chloride channel activity
Source: RefSeq, a predicted model, not a curated record
CCGGGCCGGGGAGAGCCAGCUGGUUGAAUGUCGUGAACAGUCUCCCUAGUCUCGCUGCACUCAACUGAUAACCGGAUUGAGCUUUAACUCGGACGAGCUUGUUUGUGCUAUUGCGAUGGAGUAAGACUGUAAAAGAGGAAACGAGGAAUAACCGACUAAAGAAAAAAAGGAUGUAACAAACCGACAACCAGAAUGCGAAGUGGAACAAAAGAGACUUCUUGUUGUUAUCCGCCUCCGUGCCCGAGUUCAGCGGACUGAACUAACCAGCAGCUAAACCGGCUAACGUUAGCUGAGUUAACGAUAGCUACAUUACCGUUUCGAGCAUCCUUGUUUGCCUGUUUGUGAGUGAAUCUCAUUGACUUGCUCGCCAUGGCAGCAGUGGUUAGCUACUCCCCACCAUGGUGGGUGAACAUCAUACACAGACUUCCCCAUUUCAACUUCAUGUUCGAGCAAACAAGCAGUGACUUCCGACCAGAAGACUGGACAUAUCAACAGUCUAUCCUGCUACUGGGAGGAGUGGCGCUCGCUUGUCUGGCCCUGGACCUCGUGUUCCUACUCAUCUAUUCCAUUUGUUUGUGCUGCCGGCGGAAAAAAAAUGAGGGUCAGCCCAGCGCAGACUGCUGCUGCACUGCCUGGUGUGUCAUCAUCGCAACACUCGUCUGCAGCGCUGGCAUUGCUGUCGGUUUCUAUGGGAACGGCGAGACUUGUGAUGGAGUGAACCGGCUGACGUAUUCCCUGCGCCAUGCUAACCGCACAAUCACCGGCGUGGAGAAGCUGGUUUAUGACAGCACAUCCUCAUUGAACCAGACGGUAGAGUACAAUCUGCAGCAGCUCGAAGGCCAGUAUGCGCAGCAUGCCGACUACCUGUCCAUCAUCCAAAAGCUACAGGGCCAGCUGGACGAGCUGGUCAAACAGAUGGUGGAGAUCCCCUUCUGGGAAAACCCCAACAUCUCCCUGGAGGAGCUGGCUGUCAAUAUUGAGCUGUACGACUGGUACAGGUGGCUGGGCUACAUAGGCCUGCUACUGUUCGACAUCCUCAUCUGCCUCCUGGUGCUGUUUGGCCUCAUUCGAAACUCCAAGGGAACGCUUAUAGGGGUGUGCUUCUUAGGUGUCGUGGCUCUGGUGAUCAGCUGGCUCUCCCUCGGGCUGGAGGUGGCUGUCUCUGCGACCUCCAGUGACUUCUGUGUUGCUCCUGAUGUAUUUGUGACCAAAGUGGCAGACCAGUAUGGAGUCAUCAAUAAAGAUAUCCUGAUGCAUUACCUUAGUUGCAGUUUGGAAAAAACCAACCCCUUCCAGCAGAAGCUCUCUGGGAGCCACAAAGCGUUAGUGGAGAUGCAGGACGACGUGUCCGAGCUGCUGCGCUCUGCCACCAGAGAGUACAAACAGACUCAGCGAGAUUUAGAAGAGAUCCAGGGGAUCCUGAACACCACGGAGAUCAGCCUUCAUCAGCUCACCGCUCUGGUGGACUGUCGCAGCCUGCACAUGGACUUUGUCCAGGGCAUGACGGGGCUGUGCUACGACGGACUGGAAGGCCUCAUCUACCUCGUGCUCUUCUCCUUCAUCACUGCCCUCAUGUUCAGCUCCAUUGUUUGCAGUGUGCCUCACACCUGGCACAGCAAGAGGGACGACGAUGACAGUGAGGAUGAGUCUCUGAGCCACGGGGGGCGGCAGAACCACGACAACCUGUACCGGGUCCACAUGCCCAGCCUGUACAGCUGUGGCAGUAGCUACGGCAGCGAGACCUCCAUCCCUGCCGCCGCCCACACCGUCAGCAACGCACCUGUCACCGAGUACAUGGCUCAGAACGCCAACUUCCAGAACUCUCGCUGUGAGAACACUCCGCUGAUUGGACGAGAGUCUCCUCCGCCCACGUACACCUCCAGCAUGCGGGCCAAGUACCUGGCCCACGGCCGCCCGGACCCCAACAGCCGCCCGGACCCCAACAGUCUCCCAGACCCCAAUAGUCACCCUGAACCCAGCAUUGGCCCGGACCCCAACACCCGCCCGGACCCUAGCAACAGUCGCCAGGACCCCAGCACCCGCCCAGACCCAAACAGUCGCCCAGAACGCAACAGCCGCCGGGACCCAAACAGCCGCCGGGACCCCAACAGCCGCCGGGACCCCAACAGCCCCCCACCCGCUCACUAAACCACAGUGGACCCCUCCUGUCCGCAGCACUGACAUCUCUCCUGUGUCCUUCACUCAUUUCAGCCCCUCUUCCCUCUCCCGUUCCCUCCUCCAUCUCACUUGAAUUUAAACGGAAAAACCACGUGUGCUUGUUUGCUGGUUUGUUGGAGCAAAGUCAUAGUGCACAGAAUCAUCAUCGGUGCUGGGAAUCCAUCUGCAGCUCUCAAUGUGAUGGAGCCAGGGCCGACUUUUACACUCCAACUUUCUUUUUUUACACAUGAAUGCACCACGACAUGCACAGUGUCACAGCUAACACGGAGUGCAGUGUUGAGGACUUUGGAAGUGCUCCUUAGACUAACACUGAUUACUACUGGUUGUUGUUUUUGUAAAGUACUGUACUGCACUCUCUCAGAAAGAGUAAGAAAAUGCCUUCACAUGAUAAAUACAGGAGGAAUACGGGAAUAGGUGAAGUGUAAACAUUAAUUCUCACAUAGAUAAAACUGUAAAAUAGAUACAUUUCAUGUCGCAUCAUCUCAUCUUUCUGCUAAUGGGAUUUAAAUUGCAAGUCUGCAAGUUUGCAAUAUCCUCCAGUUAUAGCCUCUGAUACUGUAUAUAUUACACAUGUCGAUUGACUUUCUUUUAGCAUUUUAGGUUAAAUCCGAUAUCUGGGACCAGUUUUUCAUGCAGCACGUCUUACAGGUCUGAAAUGGAAUUUUUUGCAUCUCUGGACAAUAUCUCCUGUGGCAUUUUUUAUUUUUAAAUACAUUGAUGAGCCACUAUUCUACAGCGAUGACUGUAAGCUGUGAACUCAGCUCGACUCUGAGGAUUUGAGAAGGACAAAGAUGAGCUGUUUGGUUGAAAUGCAGCUGUUUGAAGAAAAGAGUCUCAAUAGGAGGACCAUGCUCAUCCAAAAAAAAAAAGAAAUGGGAGAAACCUUGACGAGUUUGACAAAGAUGAGAAGUUUUUUUUACUACUGGAAGCAGUUUUGUGUUUUUACAGACGAUGGUGAAGCAGAGGACAUUACUCCAGACUUUACGGUAAUUCACCUCUUCACCAGACUGCUUGUUAUUCUCUCCACGUUGCUGUUAAGUCGUAAAGCCUCAUCUCCCUGAACAGAAGCGGGAAUUGUCCACACAUCCUUGACUGUGCAGCAUUGAUCAUCUCCACCAAAAUGAGUCAGAAAUUCCUAUCACAAGAAUCUUAAUUCAAGUUUACGUGACAAUAUGCAUAUCACAGUUUCUUAGAGAAUUUCAGAGAGAAACCUUUUUUUGCAUUCACAAAUGUGUUUUAGCAUUUAUAACAAAAGUAGAUACGAGUGAGUGGAUGCUGUGAAGGGAUCAUGAUUACCUUGCUCUCUAUAAACCAGAAAUGGUCAAAGGAAACCUGCUGACUUCUGGUUGAAGCGUGACGAUCCUUCAAAUGCGGAGAGAGAUGUUUUUACUUCUUCUGCUUCAACUUGCUUCUCUUAGAUGUGCGCUGUGACCAGUACAACAGGUGAUUUUUUUUCUGAGACUGUGCCAAGAAGUAAAGCACAACUCUUUUAUCUGAAUAUCUUUUUAAAUGUCUUAACUCCAGGCCACUCUGUAAAGUUGACUCCUGGUUGAAUGAGCCUGUCUUUUAAAAUCAUGUAUGCUCUGUAAAUGCGUUAUUACACUGAUGCAAUCUUUCUGUCUUUGGUAGUAGUCAUAUUCUCUUUGUUGUUUGUAAUGCAAGGCGGUUGUACGGAUUAUAAACAUUUACAAAAUGAUGAAAAAAAAGUGG